Messenger RNA from Aphanomyces invadans, 1494 nucleotides. RefSeq lists its product as hypothetical. The record is from RefSeq and is a predicted model, not a curated record. NCBI's taxonomy places the organism in Eukaryota, Oomycota, Saprolegniomycetes, Saprolegniales, Verrucalvaceae. The transcript has 10 exons. Bases 1 to 1494 code for a protein of 497 amino acids.
AUGGACGCCGGGGCGUCUCUCGAUUUGGCGCGCCUCCUCCGCGCUGACACGGACGCGUCAACCCAUCAAGGGGAUGGCGCGACAACCGCCAAGGCGAGUGCGAGUUCGUCGAAUAGUGUCGUAUCCGUUGAGCUCGUCACGCGCCUUGCCCAGCGCCUGUCAGCAUCGCAGGACCGUAUCGCCAAGUUAGUGCGCAUUGAAAAAGCGAUUGCCGACUUUCAUGGGGAAGUUGUCGCAUUGGGGGGCGACCGCCAAGGUGCGUCCACCGACAAAGGCAGCACCGCCGCGACGCCAGUCACCCCGUCCGUCGGCGACGGAGAUACCCUCGCCUUGAUCCAUUCCUUGCGAACGUAUAUGCGCAUGCACGUGGCCUUUCGAGAUGACUACGAAGCCAUGCUCAAGUCGUCGCUCAAGACAGUGUCUGCCGCCAAAUUCAACGGCGAGUCAAGCGCCAAGGAGCAGGCAGCGCAGCUCACGCUCGAACGGGAUGCCUUGCUUCGAGACAAGCAGGCGUUGCUAGACCAAAUGGACGAAACGGAAGCCGUGAAAGCGCUCCUGACCGCCCAAACGAUGGAAGCGCUGGAGCAGUCGCACGCCGCGAAGGAGCACCUGCUUCAUCAGUUAGCCAACGCCCGCACAGACCUGAAGAAGGCCCAAGACGUGGUCGCUCAACUGGACGAGAAGGAACAAGUGAUCGUGGGGCUUACACAAAAGCUCGAGUCGAUGCAGCGAAGCACCGUGUGCGGCGACCAAGUGGCAAAGGCGAUGCCGAAAGGCGGGGGCGACGGUGCGGGACCGCGAAACGUGAAUCAAGACCCUGCCAUGCGCCAGUCGAACCUCAAAAUCUCGUACUUGGAGGCUGAGAACCAAGCCCACCGCAGCCAAAUCAAGGAGCUCAAGGUCAAGCUGCAGGGUUACACGAGUAGCACGCACGCCGCAGCGUUUGCCAAAGCUCAAACCGAUGCCGCGAGAUUCAAAGAGCGCGUGAACGACAUGGAAAGAAAGCUCGCGACGGCCGAGGCGACGUUGAUGAAGACUCGAGGUGAAUUGGCUGAAAAAGGCUCGCGACUGCAAGCGUUGCAGGCAGAAUACGAUAAAAUCUUCACCGCGUUGCAACGCGAAAGUGACAAGAAGCGCGAGCAUGCGGCCGCCGUGCCCGAGACUGUAUCGGACCACGACGCGAAUCGCAUCGCCAACGAGAACCAGUACGUGGCAGGCUUCUACCGGUCCAAGCUGGACCACCAAGCCGCCGAAAUCCUUGCCCUUCGCAAGCAGAUCAAGAAGAUGCUCACGCAGCAGCACCAAACGUAUUUCGACCAUUCGCUGCACAAAAAAGAGCACAUGCGGCUCCUGACUCGGUAUGCCGAGCUCAAACGGUUGGGUGACAUGGGCAGCGGCGCAACCACCAACCAGCAACUCCACCAUGCGUCGUCGGUGCCAGCGCUGCACACCCAGCGUCCUGACGUCGACAACAUCAAGCAACUCUGCCCAUAG